Leptidea sinapis is the source of this 3187-nucleotide messenger RNA. RefSeq lists its product as uncharacterized. NCBI's taxonomy places the organism in Eukaryota, Metazoa, Arthropoda, Insecta, Lepidoptera, Pieridae. The transcript is spliced from 4 exons. The coding region runs from base 59 to 1012 and encodes 317 amino acids. The record is from RefSeq and is a predicted model, not a curated record.
CGUAAACAUAAAACUUGGAUCGAUAUAAACAGUUGCAAUGGUGAUAAAUUAGGUGAAAAUGAAGAAAGUCUUCGUCUUGAUAAUAUCUAUCGUGGGAGUGAUACCGAUACAACUGGACUUGCAAGAGGGAGAGACGAUAAAAGAGAAUAAUAUCGAUAAUUUGAAUGAAUGUUUGGGCGUACAAAGAGGAGUGGAGUUAGGAGUGUGUUUUGGAAAAGAAGUUUUGAAUAAACUUAAUGAUUAUGAUGAAGCUGAAUCGUUUAGUUUGGCUAAUGGCGUUGCCUUUGUCAGAGAUGAAAAGACACCUAGAGAUAUUGGAAGUUUCUUGGAUAAGGAUCCAAUGGAUUUUCGAGCGAUAAUGGAAGAUGCAAGCAAUUUAAUAUCAAAGAGAUCAUUGCACUGGGACCUUGGAGUGGUGUACCCUGGAUUAGUUAUGAGGAUAGGUCCGACUCUAGCCAAUGGUGUGUUGGAUUUUAUAAUUGAUCCGAGAAUUAAAGACAGAGCUUAUCACAACCAUGGAGAAGCUUCUACAGGUCGUCUUCUAGCCAGAAACCUUCUCGUUCCAUUUCUGCUUGGCAUAAAAUUCCACAUAUCUACCUUAUUGCCAUUGUUAUUAGGACUACUUUUGCUUGCUAGCAAGAAAGCUUUCCUUCUUGCCAAGCUAGCUCUAUUAGCUGUGACAGUAUUUAGUGGUUCUGGCUAUGGCGGUGGCGGAUAUUUCGGUGGCAGCUUAGGAUCAACUAAUUUUGGACCAUCACUCUCAUCGUACACAUCGCAUGAAAGCCCUGGACAUUAUCAUGCUCAUCAUAGCUCUGGAGGAUACUACAGACAUCCUCACCAUGUCGAAUAUUAUAAAGAGAAGUCCGCAGAGCAGACAACAGGAUCUCCAAUUUCACCUGAUGAACUCAGAGAUAGAUUAGAAAGAUUAUUUGUCACUAAAAAAGAUGAGCUUGAUGAAGGGAAAAUUCGGAAUGCAAGAAACUUCGCUUGGACUCCAAUAAAUACUGGAUAAUUUGGAUGCAAAAACAUCAGUAACGAACAGAAUGUUUUGUGUUGUAGCAAAAUUAAUAUCGUGAUAGUUCUGAAAAAGUAUGUGGGUGCAUACAUAAUGCACGCUAGAAGUAAUACUUCUUUGGCCUAACAAAGCAAAAGUCAUGAAAAUUAUUUAUUCCUCGUGCUAUUCUACGUUUGUAGAAAAAACAAUAUUUUAAAAAUCUUGCAACGAUGGCUUUGACAAUUAAUUAUUAAAUGCGGCUGUACAGGCUUGUACCCUUUGCCUAUCCUAAUAAUUGAUGAAGAAACCAAAAAAAAACAUUGUCGCAAUCGUCAGAAAAUUUUCGAAACCAACUUCACCCUGUUACAUUUGUGUUACAUUGAUGUGCGCGCAUCUUAAAAUUUCAGUCUUAUAAUUUUUUCAUAACGCGCCUAAAGAAGUGUAACUUCAAAAAGUAUUUUUGGAUUAAUAACUUUUUUUGUAACAUACUAAGUAUUGGAUGUCUUUCAACCAUUAUUGAUAAAUUAACUAUUACUUGUAUAGGAGAAACAAAUAUAAGAUAAUAAUUAUAAUUAUUUCACAUAUAAUAUAAGGUGAAGUAGCUAAUUCUUGCCUCUUUCACUUUAGUAUCAGCUAAAACAAUUCCACUACGUACAAUGCAGGGCUUGUAACUGUUAUUUUGCGUCUUUUCAUGAAUGUAUUUUGUUCUCCAAUACCAAUAGUUAAGAUCAGAGUGAUUUCUCUUAACGCUUACAUUAAUUAACCUUUCCAUAAAAGCUGUCUUUUUACACGCUUUCCAUUAGCUUUACCUGUAUGUAUGUUUGUUUGUAACCGUCCGUAAAUGAUCGUAUAGCAAAGAGCCUCAACCAUCAUCUCAAGAGGCUCUCACUAAAUAACUGGAUUAAGGGUCAGAUACAGAAGGUAUCCAUUUUGGGAACUUCCUCAGUCUAUCGCCCUAACCACCGGCGAAAUAUUAACGUCGGCGGGAUUCUAUUUUUACAAGCUUUUUAUUAGCUUCACCUGUAUGAAUGUUUGUUUGUUUGUAAUCGACUCAUUUGACCCCCUUUAAACGGCCAGAUUUCGUUCAAACUUCGUAGAUUUAUCGUGGACCGAUGACAAUACACUAAUUUGAUAAAAUUAUUCCAUUUUUCAAUUUGCAAAAUAAGAGUUUUGAUAACUUAUAUAAUUUUCAUCUAUCGUCUAUAAGCCAGGAAUUUAUGUUCAUUUUAAAUUUAUUUUCGUUUUUUAAGUUCGGUUUUCCAUAAAAAGCGUGUUUUUUAGUUUUUUUUAACUACUAUUUAUUUUAUUAUUGUGGAAUCUGCAACUAGAUUAACCUAUAGCAUCUUGCCUAGUUCUAUUCCGUCUGUUUAAUUGUGCAGUCACUUUAAGUAUCUUCACUUAUGCUGUCAUCAAAACGAAAUAUCCUCAUCAGUCCUUUUUCAAUUACUAUUUCUACAGCUUCUUUAAAUCCAGUGAUGAAGAAGUAUUCACAAAUUAAACUUGAAAACAAAAUUUACGAACGAUGCGGGACUCGACCUCUCCCGUUCCGUGCGAGCGAUCUUCCAACUGCGCCAACCGUUCGAGUGACGUAUCGCUGAUAAAAUCUUAUGCUUUGUUCAACUCUCAGGAUAUGGCUUCAUUCAGAAUUGCAAGAGCGACAUCUCAAGUCAAUCUAAUAAUAUGCAAACAUUGGGGUUGAGCAGGUUAUCGACUGUAAAGUAGAUCCUGUAGAUGAAGCCACAACCUUAGAGUUGAACAAGACGUACAAGAUAUAUCAAUGAUACGUCAGUCGAAAGUUGGCUCAGUGGAAAGAGCGCUUGGACGGAACGUGAGAGGUCGCAGGUUGUAUUCCUGCAUCGUUCAUAAAUUUUGUUUAUAAAUUUAAUUUUUGUAAUUAAUCCCAGAAGUGAAGGUUAGAACUUAAAAAAUAACAAAUUGUGAAGAAGUAUUCAAUAUAAAGCUUUUUUUAUACAAUUUCCAACUUCUAAAUUAUUUGUUUAUACUCUUAAUUAUGUACAACUAAAUAAUUACUAAAUCCUAAAUGAAUUGUUAUUAAUUAUCCAUCUUUCUCUAAUGCAUUUCAAUUCCAACCGUAACUCGCAAAAUAGUAAACGAAAGCCAAAUUAUUUUAUAACAUUUGUAAUUUAUUUUAUUGUAUGUAGUUUCGAGCACAUUUGGCUAGUCAAUAAAAAU